AUUCGAUACGGCACUAGAGCAGUCUAUCAGACCAUAUACACCUCCACGCAGUCGGGGCGUAUAAAAGUUCCCGCCGAAAUACGCUAAUGCUUCUGUCUGCCUUGGUCAUUAUUCAUUUCUUCUUACGCCACUGAUUCUCACUUCACAACCAUCACUUCUGAUAACAUUUCAUCAUCAUUCUUGCCACUCGAAUCUUGUUGGAUCGUUCGAUAAUGCCUACCACUGCAAAUGAGUCAAGGCAUAUAGCCAUCAUUGGUGGUGGAAUAAUAGGAUCAUCAACAUUAUACUACCUCGUCAAAGAUGGACUACCAUCAAAUACACAAGUCACUUUACUCGAAGAAGCUCCAACAAUCGCACCUGCAGCAUCCGGCAAAAGCGGAGGAUUCUUGGCAUUAGAUUGGCAUGGUGCAGAUACAGCAUCUUUGGCAAAAUUAAGUUUUGAUUUGCAUCGUCAAUUAGCCGAAUCGGAUGGAGGUGAAAAGAAAUGGGGUUAUAGAAAUGUUGAUACACUUUCGAUAGGGUUUGAUGAUAGUAAAACGCGAAACAAAUGUCCUGAUGAUGUGAAAGGAUGGAUUGAUGCAAAAUAUGUCAGCAGUGCUUCCAAUAUGGGAGGAAAUGGAACAACUGCUCAAGCUACGCCACUUCCGCUCGUUGAACAUCUGGUACAACAAGCCAAAUCUCUUGGGGAAGGAAAGGUGAAUGUGUUGUGUUCCACAAGAGCAGAGCGUUUAGAGUUGGAUAGUGAAGGUCAUGUGAAGGGUCUUGCAAUCCAGAACAUAGAUAGCAAGGAACAAGAAACAUUGCCAGUUACAGACGUUGUGGUGGCUGCUGGUCCAUGGACAGGAAAGUUGGUGAAAUCAUUACUACCUGCUGGCACACAAAAGAACAUUCCGCGAUACCUGCGAAAUGCAAUGCGAAUCACUGGAUCCCGUGCUCAUUCCAUCGUCGUUCAAGCACCUCAGCCCACGACUGCUCAUUGUUUGUUUACGGAUAUGCACUACAUGCGGAAAGGAUCUUCCACAGCUCGAACAGGACAAGCAGCCGGAGCACCGGAAGUGUAUUGUCGUGGAGAUGGAACGGUAUAUGCUUGUGGUGGAUCGGAUGAAACACCUUUGCCGGCAUCAGCAAGCGAAGUUUCAUUCGAUAAAUCUCAAACGGAAAAAUUGAUCGAACAAGUUGCACAUUUAUCACCUUCUCAUCUUUCCAGCGAAGCAGGUGCAAAGAUUGACAAACAACAAGCAUGCUAUUUACCAAUCGCACCUUCUGGUCCCAUCAUCGCUGGUGAUCAAUCUACUGGCAUCUACGUUGCUGCAGGUCAUAGCUGUUGGGGAAUCACACUCGGAUUGGGAACAGGAAAAGUCGUUCGUCAAAUGCUAUUUGGUGAAAAGUUGGGUGCAGACAUCAGUGCUUUGCAAUGAAUAUUAGAUUGAUGUAC
Messenger RNA from Meira miltonrushii, 1435 nucleotides. Its product is annotated as FAD dependent oxidoreductase. Gene Ontology annotation, biological process: retrograde transport, endosome to Golgi. The transcript has a single exon. Gene Ontology annotation, cellular component: cytoplasm; late endosome. NCBI's taxonomy places the organism in Eukaryota, Fungi, Basidiomycota, Exobasidiomycetes, Exobasidiales, Brachybasidiaceae. The coding region runs from base 213 to 1418 and encodes 401 amino acids. Gene Ontology annotation, molecular function: oxidoreductase activity. The record is from RefSeq and is a predicted model, not a curated record.